Paramecium primaurelia is the source of this 1826-nucleotide messenger RNA. The record is from the annotation of a GenBank genome assembly. Lineage: Eukaryota; Ciliophora; Oligohymenophorea; Peniculida; Parameciidae.
AUGUAAUCAACUCAAAUAUUUAGUUUAAAUCUUAAAAAUCCACUUAACAUCACUUAUUUAUUAAGUAAUCCAGUCUUAAAUGAAUUCAUCAAUCAUGAAUAUGAUUUUUCUGAUUAAGAAAUGGUAGAAUUUUAUGUUAAUUUUUUAAAAAUUAUUGCUAUUAGAAUUAAUAGGGAAAACAUUUAUCUCUAUUUUAAUUAACGCUAUUGUUCAUUCCCCUUACUUUGGUAAGCAUAGAAGUUUAUUAAUUAUCCAGAAACUUUAGUUUAAAAUACUGUUAAAGUUAUUAUCCUUAGCAUAUCAAAAUGUAAUUUGUAUAUAUAAUUUUAGUAUGCAAUUUAACUAUAGAUGUCUCUUUAACUUAAUCAAUUAUAAAAUAGGAAAAUUUAAUCAUUUAAAAAUUCAAGAACUAUCUAUUAAAUUCUCCAUUCAUAAUAGCAUACCAUAAAUAUAUUCAAAAAAUCAAAUAUAUAUUACCAAAUAUCACUCAAUCAGAAUUCUAAAACUAAUUUGAAGAAUUAUUUAUGUUCUUUAAUGAUCUCCUUAAUUAAUGUCCUUUCUUAAUUCCACUUUUUGAGUAAAUAUUACUUCAAGAAUUAAUUUUACCAAUUAUGAACUAUUUAUUAUUAAAUAAAAAAACAGAUAUUAAGAUUGAAUUUAAAUUAGGAUUCUACUUUUUACAUCAAAUCCUAUACAAAUUACCAUUGAAAAACAUCUUUAUUUAUUUUUCAUAAGAUAAAAUACCAAAUGAAAGUUAUACAAUCUUAAAAUAUCAUUUAAAUCAAUCUGUAAAUUGGGUGUAUGAAAUAUAGGAUUACAAAAAAGAAUUUGAAUAAGUAUAUUUAGAUGAAAAUUAAAACCAAAUUAUUGGGAAUCAAUCACAAAACAAUCUUAUUAAUAAUAAUUACAAAUAUUAGAUGCUUCAUCUUUUAAAAGUAUGUUAGUAUUAAUUAUAUUUAAGCAUAGAGAUAAUAGUAUAUUAUUACUCUAAUUAGCCAUUUGGUAAGUAAUAAAGAGUCACUAAAAACCAUGGCCAAUUAAUCAAAUAAUUGAAGUAUAAGUUUAAUCUUUUAUUUAGUUAUUAUCAUAACCAUAAAAUUAAAUAAUGCAUUCAAUAAAAGUAAUUAAUUUUAUAAUCUUAUUUUUCAUAAAUGAAGAUACUAAUAAACUUAAAUAAAUUUAUCAAGAAUAUGAAAAUAAAGUAAAAUAAUUGAUAAUUAAUGCUAAAAAUGAUAAAUCUUAGUUAUCAUAAGAUUUAAUAAUAAAUUGGGAAAUUAUAUAAAAUUUUGAUUGGAAUACUUUUAAGAAGUCUUUGCCUACUAUUACAUUUGAUGAUUUAUAAAAUUGGGUAAAUGAGAAUGAACUAAAUCAAUUUAAAUUAGUUUAUAUAUGGCUACUCUUGAAAUGUUUAGUGAUGAAUUUCAAAAAAGAGCCAUAAAAUGCCAAAUAUGUUCCAAAUUAAGAGAUAUCUCAUCUAACAGAUGAUUUAUAUAUUUAAAUUGAUGAUAAAAGAACUGUAAAAUAUUUAUUAUUAUUUUAAGUAUUUAAUAAUAAGUUCAGAGUAAGGUUAUAUAAUUUAAACUAUUGCUUGUUCUAAUCCAAAUCGAGGUAUUGUUACUUUUACUUAUCCACUUGCAGGAAUAUCCUGUACUUAAGAGAAAGAUUAUCUAAAAUUUGAAUGUAAUAAGUUGGCAAUAAAUUAAUUAAAGCCAGCCAAAAUAAAAAUACCAAUUAAUCUCAUGAAUGAUAUAAUAUUAAAAAUAAAUGAUGUCAAAUUAGAACUAUAAUAAAAUACUUUUGAACAAUUAUAAUAAUUAUGUUAAUGA